AUGUCAAGGCUGGGGAUUAAUAAGCUUCAGCUCCAGGAUUCCUCAAGCCCAAGCUCGAGGAAACCGUUUGAGCCUCCUGAAGGCUCACAUGGAGAGGCUGACAUGGUCAAAUCUGAUUCACACCUGAUGGAUGACACAUCGUGUUUGGAAAGGAGUCAAAAGAACCGAUUGACUUUUGUGGCCCUCCGCCAGCCUCCAUCCACAAGUGGGAAAAUGUUGGGCCAUCCGAAGCAUCAUUGCGAAGAGAUUUGUUGUGGUGCUCCUUGGAACUGUUUCUGCUCUCUGUAUAUAAAGUCGAAGACUGAGUCCACCGGUUUCAUAUCUCUCGUUCUAAAUCUCCGACCAUUGACUUCAUCCUGGGUAACCCACGGACGAAAUUCGAGCGCAAUAAAUUCCUGUGCUCGAUGAGCUGCUAGAGAACCAAUGGAAGAAACUGCAAUGUCAGCUCUGAGCAAUCCGAGCGAUGUGCCAUGUGACGCAGAAAUCGUGUCUGGUCUGGUCAAUCAUGCUCGAACAAGAGCUGAACUCGUCGGGGAGCAGUGCGAGAGAGACAUGGACGGGUGAAGGUCGCAUCUGUUGAGGCUGGUCUACGUCACACAUGGGCUGCAUAUCCACAACUUUGACAAACGUCGAUUGCAAGUCGACUGACAGAUCGUGAACCACGGCUCGGCCCGAGAAAGAGAUUCAUAGGAAGAUAAUAAUAACAACGUGUUACACAAUUUCAUAACAGGGGAGCAGGAGGAGGAAGCUCGUCGCGAUCGCCGGAAUAUCGACUGAUGUCAUGACAAGUGUACUCGCUAGUGCACUCACAGUGAACGCGUUCGAUUUGCCAUCAAUGUUUCCUGUUGUCAAUGGGUCGCUUCAGCGAUAGAGAGAUCUAUUGCUUGGCUUCGACAUGGUAAAAUGCAAGACUACCGUAAGCAUUGUGUACGCAUAGGAAAAUAUGAGGCAUUUUUAUUGUUGCAUCCAUAGAAAAUUACUAGCUAGGAGAGAACACGAGUCAUUUAAGCGGAUGAGAUCCACAACACCUUGCAGGACACUCUUACCCAUAGUCCAACACAAAUUCUCACGGAUUACUUAGGCCAUGAGCCUCAUGGCCUAAGUAAGGCUCAAGUGUUCACAUGAGAGCACAAGUCCAAAUAAGAACCAGUCUACGAGAAGAGCGGUUCAAUAUGCCAUAUAGAAUAAAGACUUUGCAUUGCGUGGAAAACCAUUCCAUUUGG
This is a messenger RNA of Marchantia polymorpha subsp. ruderalis, 1223 nucleotides long. The record is from the annotation of a GenBank genome assembly. NCBI's taxonomy places the organism in Eukaryota, Viridiplantae, Streptophyta, Marchantiopsida, Marchantiales, Marchantiaceae.